AUGCAGACUAUCCGUAAAGCAUCUCCUUCAACUUCGCUGUCUCAACAACUCCUUGUUUUGGGUACGGAUUAUUGGAGAAGGAUAGAGGACUUUCCAUAUUCUGGUUAUGUCAAUUGUGUAGGAACAUUUGUUAGUGGCACAAUCAAUUGGUUUGCAUUUGGUGAUUUGGAUGAGUAUGCUAUUGUUUCGCUUGAUUUGAAGAAGGAGACGUAUCAAAAUAUUACACCUCCUGAUUUGGAGAAGGAUUUAUGGACCUUGGGGGUGGUGAGGGAUUGUUUGUGUACCUUUGCACGUAGUAAGAUGUUAUUGGAUGUUUGGAUUAUGAAGGAGUAUGGUAAUAAAGAGUCUUGGAUUAAAUUGUACAAUGUUCCUUACAUGGAAGAUCGAGAAUUUAGUGCUUGUAUGCUUGCCAUAGAAAAGGCUAUUGAUUUGCAAGUCACUGCUCUAUGGAUUGAGACUUAUUCAAUAUUGGUUGUCAAAGCUUUCCACAAGUCUGAAGGUGUACCUUGGAGAAUGCAUUCUAGAUGGCAUAACUGCAUGAAGCUUUGGGGCCAUCUCAGGGGCAAAGUUUCUCAUGUUCUUAGGGAGAGUAAUAUGGUGGCUGAUGCACUUUGCUAA
This is a messenger RNA of Medicago truncatula (barrel medic), 618 nucleotides long. RefSeq lists its product as uncharacterized. Gene Ontology annotation, molecular function: nucleic acid binding; RNA-DNA hybrid ribonuclease activity. The record is from RefSeq and is a predicted model, not a curated record. The transcript has 2 exons. The coding region runs from base 1 to 618 and encodes 205 amino acids. NCBI's taxonomy places the organism in Eukaryota, Viridiplantae, Streptophyta, Magnoliopsida, Fabales, Fabaceae.